Molecule: messenger RNA, 2926 nt
Organism: Lethenteron reissneri (Far Eastern brook lamprey)
Lineage: Eukaryota; Metazoa; Chordata; Hyperoartia; Petromyzontiformes; Petromyzontidae
Product: arylamine N-acetyltransferase, pineal gland isozyme NAT-3-like
Molecular function (GO): arylamine N-acetyltransferase activity
Source: RefSeq, a predicted model, not a curated record
GGGAGCCGUCUCAAGUCGGAGCUGGGAGUCGUCUCAAGUCUCAGCUGGGAGUCGUCUCAAGUCUCAGCUGGGAGCCGUCUCAAGUCGGAGCUGGCAGUCGUUUCAAGUCGGAGCUGGGAGCCGUCUCAAGUCGGAGCUGGGAGUCGUCUCAAGUCGGAGCUGGGAGCCGCUGUGGGAUCAGCGCUGCGGCAGUCGCCAAGGAAGCAGCAGACGAGCAGCCGCCAUACUGCGGACCGAUCAUGGAUGUGGGCGCUUACCUGGAGCGGAUCUGCUUCGUAGGCAGCACAGCCCCCAGCGUGGCAUCGCUCCGCGCCCUCCACCGUGCCCAUGUGCUGUCCGUGCCGUUCGAGACCCUCAGCAUCCACUGUGGGGAGCCCAUAACCCUGGACCUGGAGAAGAUCUACCGCAAGAUUGUGAAGGAGCGGCGAGGAGGCUUCUGCUACGAGAACAACGGCCUCUUCUCUUGGCUGCUGCGGCAGCUGGGAUUCCAGGUGACCCUGUGUUCAGCUCGCAUGCUGAGCCCCUUCACUCACAGGUACGGGCCUCCUUUUCAACAUCUCAUGAUCCUCGUGAAACUGGGUGCAACGGACGGCCAGAAGUGUCCAUCGGCGCUUCCUUCAGGGGAGCGACAGCUCGAGAGGUUCGUGGUGGAUGUUGGCUUUGGGAACGGCAUGCGGGAGCCGCUGGAGAUGGAGAGUGGGCGGGAGAGCGAGCAGGAGUCUGGGACGUACCGGCUGCGCAGCGACUGCCCUGCCGGCUGGUGGAGCCUGGAGGAGGCCUCGGUGGAGGAGGCCUCGGUGGAGGAGGCCGGCGGUGAUGGGAUCCAAUUGAAAGAUGUAGAACUGCAGCCACCUCGUGCGGGAGAAGACGAAUGUUGGACAGUGCUUUACAAGUUCACAACAACCGCACGUGGAUUUCUGGAAUUCUCAGACAUGUGCCAGUACAACCAGACGUCACCGAGCUCCAUGCCCGCGUCUAAAUCUCUGUGCACCCUUCACACGCCUCAAGGUCGGGUCACCUACAUGGGCCGACGUCUCACCAGCACCACCGUCAAGCCGGCGCGGAACCAUCGAGUCCGCAGGAAGAGCAAAGCCGUCCGUGAGCUUUCCGAUGAAGAGAUCCCCAUCGUGUUGAGGGAUGUCUUUGGAGUCGUUCUCAAAAAUCCAUUGGUGCCAAAAGAUCGUGCCAUUGUACCUGAAGAGUGCGAUCAGUUUUAAUGUUUUAGAAUUGUAACACGGGAAGGCCAACGUGCAUCUGGUGUUACCGUGCAUCAUGCAUGCACGCACGCACGCACACAAACACGCAAACACAAAGACACUAGAUGAGCACCCACCAAGGCCUCUUUAAGCACACGUUCUAUGGAGCAUGGCGAGACCAGCAUGGUCUACAUACGGGGUGGUGGGGCUGGUUGUCGGGGUGCCAUGUAUCUCGGCCUCGCUGUGCGCUGCGUUGCACCGCUAGUCGAGUAGACAACCAUGUGUUCAAUAAACCCUCGAAGCCAGGAUGACCGUCCAACUCCGAUCGUCAUUUAUUGAUUGUAACAGGUAAGACUGGUGAGAAAACACAGAUACAGCAUCUGUUAUAAUUCGGAAACACCCACACAAUGAACACCACAGCAUCAGAACAUUGUCUCAGAUAACAAUAGAUCCUGGAAGGACCAGGCCCCCACAUUACCCCUGAACAACUAGACAAAGGCACAAGCUGGUGCGUUGCAUACAGUCAAAUAGUGUAUUCAUCCCACUGCACCCCAAAUGUACAGCAUUACACUUAACACUAAACUGUGGAUGAGAUACUUCGUCAUCACUCUCAGGAUCGCAACAUAGGCACAAGUCUGACUCGACCUACUAAAUCACAAGUAACAUCCACAAUAAGGAAAGUCACAGGCUUCGUUACUAACUAGGCCUCGUAUUUACUACAACAACUUAACGGCACCAUAAAGGCAUUUACGUUGCUAUAACGGUCAUUCCAACAUUACAACAGAAUUUCCAAUAUUAUAAGAAUAUAAACAACUUACAGAUAAUGCUUCUUAAGCUCCCACAAUGGACAAGUGCGGCUGUGGUCUCACUGAGAUGCGAUGCGUGCCGCCAUCUUGACUUAUCUGUGUAAUGGCUGACGCCCGCGUGGUACAGUGGAAAUCUAACAUCGUCACUUCCUGGUCACGUGACCAACAUUAGCAUCAAAAAACAGGAACUUCCUGUUAACGUACGCUCCCCAUCUGCCGUGAGGCAAGACACUCCCCGUCUGGUAUCUAGGAGAUACCACCAUUUAUUUCCUAUCUCAUAAACAAGUAUAUAACAACUUCAACGGGUCGACUUAUUUGUCCAUAUCUUUGCGAGAGAGAAGUAGUACUAUCUCGACUAUGGGCUUGAUGAAAGUUCUUGCGACUCCUUGCUUCGCAAUCAUAACCUCGACCUUUCGAACUUUUCCAUCGGCACUUGGAAUCGACUUGAGGAUGCGGCCCAUUGGCCACUCAUUCCGUUUGGCUUGGUUGUCCUUCAGUAGGACGAGGUCGCCUUCUUGGAUGUCUGGUCUAUUAGACUGCCACUUGUUGCGCACUUGGAGUGUCGUAAGGUACUCGUUUUUCCAGCGACGUCAGAACGUGUUCGCGAAGCUCUGCACUUGUCUCCAUUGACGUCUGUAGAGGUCUGCAGUGCUGGCCUCCUCGGUAGGUGCUGUGAGCACAUCUGUCUUUUGGGUAAGAAGUGUAGCAGGAGUCAAGAUGAAUGGUGACUCCGGGUCGGUUGAGACGGGGAUCAGGGGUCUUGAGUUAAUUAUGGCUGAGACCUCGGCCAUGAGAGUGGUCAAGACCUCGUGAGAGAGCCGUGUGGACCCGACAUCACAUAGCAUGGAGUCGAGAAUGCGUCGAGCAAUCCCGAUCAUGCGUUCCCAGGCUCCACCCAUGUGCGAAGAGUGGGGAGGAUUGAAG